ACGCAGGAGGGAUCAUUCAGGUGAAGUUUGACGGGUCCAUUCACACUUUCCACUGUGGACACCAGCAGCCUCCCACUUUGCAUUAUCUCAUGCAGUCAUCUUGCUUUUCAAGCCAUAUCCCUUUAAUUAUUUACAUUUCCCCCACAUAUGCACCUCAGUGUUUCCCUCCCAGAAUGUCAUUAACGGGCUGCAUCAUUUUUGUCUUCUGACGUGUGUGAACUGUGGCUCCAAAUCAGGGACACUGCAGUGAGAGUGACCCGCUUUCAAAAUGCAGUGAGGAGGAGAAGGAGAAGAACAAGAAGAGGGCAUCUCAUGAUCAGUGCAGAGAGAGAGGGAGAGGAAAAGAGAGAGAGAGGUUCAGAAUGACUGAUCUGGAGAAAGAGAGAGAGUCAGUCCCUCCGUUUUGUCUCGGCAGAAGAGUCCAGUCUGGCUGCUUCUCAGAACCACUAUGUCCUGCUGCAGACCGACACCACUGAAGAAGCAGCACCUGAGUUAAUUACCCGUUUCACCCUCAGAGGAUUGAUGGACCUCCAUUAUGGCCAACUGGACAUGAUUCUGCACUCAGCACUUGUGGCACAAUGUCGAAUAUGAUUCUCCUGACUGCAAUAAGCAUUUUGUAUUUGCCCGUUUUGCUGUUCGAGGCAUUUGUUUUGUCCAAAGGGAAGUAUGAGAGGUCAGCGGUGCCGACCUCCGCCACCCGUCUGGUGGCCAGGAUGGAUGGGGAUAUUAUAAUCGGCGCUCUCUUCUCCGUCCACCACCAACCGUCUGCCGAGAAGGUGGCAGAGAGGAAAUGUGGGGAGGUCCGAGAGCAGUACGGCAUCCAGAGAGUGGAGGCCAUGUUCCACGCCUUGGAUCGGAUUAACUCGGACCCCAACCUGCUGCCCAACAUCACCCUGGGCUGCGAGAUCAGGGACUCCUGCUGGCACUCUUCGGUGGCUCUGGAGCAGAGCAUCGAGUUCAUCCGAGACUCCCUCAUCUCCAUCCGGGACGACAGGGAAGGGUCCAGGUGGUGCAUCGAGGGGGUUCCUUCCAGCCAGCCGCCGCCCACCAAGAAGCCCAUCGCAGGGGUCAUCGGGCCCGGAUCCAGCUCGGUGGCGAUUCAAGUCCAGAACCUCCUGCAGCUGUUCAACAUCCCGCAGAUCGCCUACUCUGCAACCAGCAUCGACCUCAGCGACAAGACACUGUUCAAGUACUUCCUCAGGGUUGUUCCCUCAGACACUCUGCAAGCCAGAGCCCUGCUGGACAUCGUCAAACGCUACAACUGGACCUACGUGUCUGCAGUUCACACGGAGGGUAACUAUGGCGAGAGCGGGAUGGAGGUGUUCAAAGAGCUCGCCUCGCAGGACGGCCUCUGCAUCGCCCAUUCUGACAAGAUCUACAGCAACGCCGGCGAGAAGCACUUCGACAGGCUGCUGAGGAAGCUGCGGGAGCGUCUGCCCAAAGCCAGAGUUGUUGUCUGCUUCUGCGAAGGCAUGACGGUCCGAGGGCUGCUCAUGGCCAUGAGGCGGCUCGGAGUAGCCGGAGAGUUCCUCCUAAUUGGCAGUGACGGCUGGGCUGACCGUGUGGAGGUGGUGGAGGGAUACGAGCAGGAGGCGGUGGGCGGCCUCACCGUGAAGCUGCAGUCUGAAGAGGUCUCCUCCUUCGACGACUACUUCCUGAAGCUCAGGCUCAGCACCAACACCCGCAACCCCUGGUUCCCCGAGUUCUGGCAGUACCGCUUCCAGUGCCGCCUUCCCGGCCACCCGCAAGAGAACCUGAAUUAUGCACGAAACUGCUCAGGUUAUGAGAGUCUGGAGGACAACUAUGUUCAGGACAGCAAGAUGGGCUUUGUGAUCAACGCCAUCUACGCCAUGGCUCACGGGCUGCACGACAUGCACACCCACCUCUGUCCGGGACACGUGGGGCUCUGCGACGCCAUGAAGCCCGUCGAUGGAAGCCACCUGCUGGACUUUCUGCUCAAAACUACCUUCACAGGAGUGUCUGGGGAGGAUAUUUGGUUCGACGAGAACGGAGAUUCACCUGGAAGAUAUGAGAUCAUGAACUUCCAGCGGGUAGAACCUGGAGUGUACGACUACAUCAACAUCGGCUCGUGGCACGAAGGAGUCCUCAGUCUGGACGACGACAUGAUCCAGAUGAACCGCAGCGACAUGGUCCGGUCGGUGUGCAGUGAGCCCUGCUCGAAAGGAGAGAUCAAGGUGAUAAGGAAGGGGGAGGUGAGCUGCUGCUGGAUCUGCACGGCCUGCAAAGACAACGAGUACGUCCAGGACGAGUUCACAUGUAAAGCCUGUGAGCUGGGCUGGUGGCCGGACAAAGAGCUGGAAGUCUGUGAGCCGAUCCCACUGCGCUACCUGGAGUGGAGCAACCCGGAGUCCAUUAUCCAGGUGGUUUUCUCCUGUUUGGGCAUCCUGGUGACGUCGUUCGUCGCCUUCGUCUUUGUCUUGUACCGAGACACUCCCGUGGUCAAAUCCUCCAGCCGGGAGCUCUGCUACAUCAUCCUCGCCGGGAUCUUCCUGGGCUACUUGUGUCCCUUCACCCUCAUCGGACCGACAGUGGCCUCCUGCUACCUCCAGAGACUCCUCGUCGGACUCUCGGCCGCCAUGUGCUACUCGGCCCUGGUGACCAAAACCAACCGCAUCGCUCGCAUUCUGGCCGGCAGCAAGAAGAAGAUCUGCACCAGGAAGCCCAGGUUCAUGAGCGCCUGGGCUCAGGUGGUGAUCGCCUCCAUCCUCAUCAGCGUCCAGCUCACCUUGGAGAUCACUCUUAUUAUCAUGGAGCCUCCCGAACCCAUCAAAUCCUACCCCAGCAUCAGAGAAGUCUUCCUCAUCUGCAACACCAGCAACCUGGGCGUCGUUGCGCCGCUGGGCUACAACGGUUUGCUCAUCAUGAGCUGCACCUACUACGCCUUCAAGACCCGCAACGUUCCCGCCAACUUCAACGAGGCCAAAUACAUCGCCUUCACCAUGUACACCACCUGCAUCAUCUGGCUGGCGUUUGUGCCCAUCUACUUCGGCAGCAACUACAAGAUCAUCACCACGUCCUUCUCCGUGAGCCUCAGCGUGACUGUAGCUUUGGGGUGCAUGUUCACGCCCAAGAUGUAUAUCAUCAUCGAACCGGAGAGAAACGUGCGCAGCGCCUUCACCACCUCCGACGCUGUGCGCAUGCACGUCGGCGACGGCAAAAUCGCCUGCCGAAGCAACAGCCUGCUGAACAUGUUCAAGAGGAAGAAGAACACUGGGAACGGCAGUUCUAAUGGAAAGUCUGUUGUCAUGGUCUGAACCAGGUGCAAGACAUCUCCAAAAGGGGAUCACAUGUGGCACAGACUGUCAGUGCAUGUGAAGAGACAGGAAGCAGGUUCCAAUCAGAUGGCUGUCAUCAAACCCUUAACUAAUACCUUACCA
This is a messenger RNA of Acanthochromis polyacanthus (spiny chromis), 3398 nucleotides long. It is a transcript of the gene grm1b, whose product is annotated as glutamate receptor, metabotropic 1b. The record is from RefSeq and is a predicted model, not a curated record. Gene Ontology annotation, biological process: G protein-coupled glutamate receptor signaling pathway; regulation of synaptic transmission, glutamatergic. NCBI's taxonomy places the organism in Eukaryota, Metazoa, Chordata, Actinopteri, Pomacentridae. Gene Ontology annotation, cellular component: postsynaptic density membrane. Gene Ontology annotation, molecular function: adenylate cyclase inhibiting G protein-coupled glutamate receptor activity; G protein-coupled receptor activity involved in regulation of postsynaptic membrane potential.